AACUAGAGAGAGGAACAAGAGUAGAAGAAGAGUCCAGGGUACUGCUGCCUGUUCACCCUCUCCUCUUCCAGCCACAGCCCAUCUUACGAGAAAGGAGGGAGGGAAGGAGAAGGAGAAGAAGAUGGGAAGGAGACAGAGGCAUCGAAUAGAGAUGGAAGCGAGUAGAAGGUGGGAGGAACAAAAUCUGCAGUUCGUAACAAGCGUGUCUUGAUAUGAGGAGAUCGAACUGCAUGGAGUUCCUCGGUGUUUUGAUGCUAUUAUUUGCUUCAUAAAUGCAGGGAGGACACGAGAAAAAUCCCAGUCUAUUGUUAGAGACUGUAUAAAGCCAUCAACCGUUCCAAGAGCGAAGUACAAGCUACGAGCCGGGGUGUAGUGUUUGUGUGGUAUUGGGCUUGGUGGCUUGUGGUGUCUUUGCGUGGGAGCUUGUAUUGAAAGCGAUGCCUUUUAGUGGCAAAGGAAAGAGGUUCUUGGAAGUAGUAGGGGAAGCAGGGCAAGGAGAGGAAGCUAUUUUUGUUGGAGAGAAUAAGAAGCAGAGGAGGAUUGGAGGCAUAGAGGGGUUGGAGCCGAGGUCGGUGCUGGAGACGAGGCGAAGCCUGAGCCCCCCGAGCUCCACCUCCACCCUGUCUUCUUCGUUGUGCUGCGGCGGCGGUGGUGGCGGAGGCGGAGGCGGAGGCUCCUUCGACACCGCCAGCGUGGCCGCGGCGGCGGCGGUCUCGGAUGCCCCCGCGGCCCACAGAUGGCCCAUCUCCGAAGAGUGCGGCGGCGCUGGGUCCCAGAGGAAGGAGGAGUGGGCCGCGGAGCUGCAGCCCAUCACGGCAGGCCUGGACCUCGGCUUCGAUGGCGACGACAAGGGCGGGCUCGGGGUGGAGGACUGGGAGGCCGUCUUCUCAGAGCCCGCCGCCUACCCUGACCAGGACCAGACGUUCCUCGGGUGGAUCAUGGGCAACGUUGAAGACCCCCCCACCUCCUCCGCCGCUGCCGGAGGCGGCGGCCCGAGGCAGCAACCGCAGUUCUCCCCGGGGCCGGCGGAAUUCAAUGGCCAUAAUGCUGGCUUGGGGUUCGGCGGGCUCGCCGACACAGGCUUCGGCCUCGAAACCACCGGAGGGAUGGGUGGAGCUUUAUUGUUCUCCCCUUCCUCUAGUACUCUCCCCCCUCCUCCUCCUCUUUUCUCUUCUUCUGACCUUUCUUCCGGCGGUCGCGGGCUUUCACUUUCGAGCAGCAAUACCAGCGCUUGUAGCAGCGGUAUUCCUCCACCGCCGCCGAGUCCCGGUGACCAAGCUACGACGUUUGGUAGGCAAACUAGCCACACCCUCCACUCACCGACACCGUCGCCGGCGGCCGCCGUAGGGAUGUUCCUCCAAAAGCCCAACUGCAGCUCCAACCCUCUUCUCAACCGCCAACUCCAAUUUCUCUCUCCUUCCAACCCGGCCUUUUUCGUCCCAGUUACCUCGAUCGCCGCCGACCCGGCCGCGCACCAGCCCCCGCCGCCGCCGCAGCUCCUCCCACCCCAGCAUAAACGCCGCCAGUCCAUGGUCUCCAACCCGGCCGGCCAAAUUCCAUCCAGACCUCCCUUUCCGAAACCCUCCGGCACGCCGGACCUGUUCCUCCAAAGAAGCCACCUGGGCCAGCAGCACUCGCAGGGCUCUCCCCUAUCUCACCUGCUGUCGGCACAGGGUGACGACGCCGCCGCCCAGCAGCAGCAGCAGGCGUUGGUGGACGAGCUCUUCGAGGCCGCGAAGAUGGUCGAGGCCGGAGACUCGUUUGGCGCGCGUGGGAUAUUGGCGCGGCUCAAUCACCAGCUUCCCUCCCCACAGGGGAAGCCCCUCCUCCGCUCCGCUUUCUACUUCAAGGAGACUCUCCACCGUAUCCUUGGUGACCCCUCCGAUUCCCACGCGCGCCGAGUCUUCCCGAGUAAUCCCAUCACGGGCUCUCUCGAGGCCGUGCUCAAGCUCACCUCCCUCAAGGCCUUCUCCGAGGUCUCCCCGAUUCUCAUGUUCACGAACGUCACCUGCAUCCAGGCCCUCCUCGAGGGCCUCGCCGGCGCCGACCGCAUCCACAUCGUCGACUUCGAUAUCGGAAGCGGCACCCACUGGUCCGCCUUCAUGCAGGAGCUGGCCCAGAGGAGCUGCACGGAUGGCGGCGGGCCUCCGAUGCUCAGAAUUACCGCCUUCGUCUCGCCCGAAGCUUACCAUCCCCUCGAGCUCAACCUUGCCUGUGGCACCCUUGCCUUCUGGGCUGGCCGCCUUAAUAUUCCAUUUGAAUUCAGUGUGAUGAACCUUGACAACUUCGACCCUUCGGCAGUCCGCAACCUGGUCGAUGCACCCAUUGCCGUGAACCUCCCCGUCGGCUCUGCACACAACCUAUCCCCGACCCUCCUCCGCCUCGUGAAGCAGCUCACCCCGAAAGUCGUGGUCUCGGUGGACCUUGGGUGUGACCGCAGCGAGAUGCCAUUCUCACACCACUUCCUCCAUGCUUUCCAGUCUUGCAUGGUCCUCCUCGACUCCAUUGAUGCUGCAGUCACCGACCGGGAAGUGACCACCAAUAUCGAGUGGUUCAUAGUGCAGCCAUGGAUUGAGAGUAGCGUCCUCGGGCGCCACCGUGCUGCCAACAAGAUGCUCCCCUGGCGGAUGCUCUUUGCAUCAGCUGGCUUUGUACCCCUGCAAUUCAGUAGCGCCACUGAGUCGCAGGCUGACUGCCUCCUGCAGAGGGUGCCGGUGAGGGGCUUCCACGUGGAGACACACCAGGAUUCACUUUUCCUCUAUUGGCAGCAUCGAGAGCUUGUCUCUGUGUCAGCUUGGGGGUGCUGAAGUGCUCUUCUCCUCCAAUCUCUAGCCAAAGGUGCCGCCCGAGUUAACUUAUUCUCUCUGUUAUGUCCAAUUGAUCUUCAACUACGACUGUACUAUAGUGGUAACCUGUUUUUGCGUUAUAUAGCCUCUUCUGGUUUCUCUACUCAAUCGUGAUGUAUUACUGGAGAUAUUAUUUUCAAGUAAGAAGGCAUUUGACAAAUUGGAAGGCCCGCUACAUUUUUAAUUUAUCUGUUGGACAUGGGAAGUGAUCCUCAUGCAAUUUUGACAUUCAAGGAGCAAUUCCAAUCCUAGUUAUGGUUGCUUUACACUUGA
This is a messenger RNA of Phoenix dactylifera (date palm), 3119 nucleotides long. RefSeq lists its product as uncharacterized. The record is from RefSeq and is a predicted model, not a curated record. NCBI's taxonomy places the organism in Eukaryota, Viridiplantae, Streptophyta, Magnoliopsida, Arecales, Arecaceae.